CGCGCCGCGGGCAGUCUGAAUUCGGAUUCGGUGGCAAGGAUCUAGAAUCAGCUCUCAUACGCUUUUUUGCCUAGUAAUAGUGCCAAAAUAGCCACCCCCUCCCCCCACCAUCCCACUGAGCAAAUUUUGUGAGGAUGGCUCAGUUUGUGUGAAAAGUAUCAAGUGUUGGUGACUCGCUGAAAUCACUUUUUAAGCUGUUUUCUAGAACCGCCGGCUGAUAUCUGAUGGUAGUCUAUCAAAUUUUGAAAAACGAGAAAGGCGGAUGAUUUGGUUCAAAUCGCUUCUUACGUGAGCGCCUCUAAAAUGGACUUCCUGGGUCGAGACGCGACCAAUGAUCUCAAAAUCAGAAUCUCUCAAGCCAUGAAAAUACACUACUGGUUGGGGCUAUCAAAGUCCUUCCAUGCACGGAUUUUUUCUCAUUCCUGGGCCACCAAGACAAGCGUAUGCAAACAGGCCACAUCGCAUUUCCGACGCUUGCACAAACUAUGGGCUGCAAAAAAACACAGGCACGCCCAAUCCUUGGAACGCAAGAGACAGCUGAAACUAAAAACAUUGGCGGAAACGCUCUUCAAAGGCACAAAAAAGAGCUAUGAGGUGAGUGGAAAUGAAAAAUUUGCCGAAAACAGACUGCCAGCAGAACAAUCAAGACUCUUAAAAGUGACAUUCGUGCCUUUCAAUGUCUCCUCUAACGAAAAAAUUCAGUAUAUUACCCCAAUUACGAAAUUUGACAGGCAUGGCUACAAACGUCGGAAGAGGAUUUUGGUGGUAACGGAUAGGAAUCUAUACGUAGUUGCCGACGAAGGGAAAACCCUAAAAUUAAAACAAAAACUUCCUUUAAACUGCAUAGAAAAACUAGAAGUAACCUCGGAGAGAGAUAAUUUUCUGUUGAUACGAGUUCCUCUACAUCUGAAGAACCAAAAGGGUGACUUGGUGUUAGAAGUUCCUUUCCUAGUCGAGAUGAUUACCUGGAUAAUCAAAAUGAUCAAAAGACCGGAGAUACUUAAUAUUAACGCUCCAAACAGCCAACCGAUUUGCCACAAUCGGGUGGGAGAAAAACAAGGCUUAAUCAGUAUUACUAGAGGACUCAACGUUACUCCUGGAAUUAUGAAGGGAAAACAAGGCAAUCUCAUUAUUGUGGGUUGAUAUUUUGCCCGACAUCUAAACUGAGAAUGUUCGAAUCGAUUUCUCAAAAAUUUGUGUGGCGUGUCAACAGGUGGUGAGCAGUUCGGGCACUGGAAAGUUAAAAAAAACUUCCGUUGCUCUAGGUAUGUGAAUUGAAAAAAAAGGAGGAAAAGAAGGCAUUUACGACACAUGCAUACUGCUCUGAUGUUAUUGGGAGAGUCGAGGAGCUGGAGUACGAAGCGCAUAUAAGUGCAAUUUUUGCCAUUUCGAGAAAUAUGAUCUGUUUGAAAUUUAGAAAAUACAUGGAUCCUUAUUACGGCGGAGAGAAAGUUUAAACUGACUUUUUGAUGCUUAAAAAUUGGAAUUUGGGAGCGAAUUUUUCACAGAAUGUGCAUUAAGACUAUUUUUACUUGAAAUCGUUAAUUUUUUAAUGUUUUCAAAAACUGCGCACUCAUGCACCUUGUCCUCCAAGCUCCUCAAUUAAACUGACCACAUUUACCACCGCUAUAAGACCGAGUUUUCCAUAAGUUUUAUAAUGAAAUAAAUUAUUUCGUUGGAAAAUAAAUAUUUUGUCAUUUGCUUUUCA
Bemisia tabaci is the source of this 1708-nucleotide messenger RNA. Its product is annotated as unconventional myosin IC. The record is from RefSeq and is a predicted model, not a curated record. NCBI's taxonomy places the organism in Eukaryota, Metazoa, Arthropoda, Insecta, Hemiptera, Aleyrodidae. Gene Ontology annotation, molecular function: cytoskeletal motor activity. Gene Ontology annotation, cellular component: myosin complex.